GAGGGAGGGGGAGGGGAGGGUAACCGGAACGGGGAAAAACGGGAAAGAAACGGGGAAAAAAAAAAAGGGAAAGAGGAGGCGGCCCCUCCCCCGCGGCGUGCGCGCUGCGUCAACGCGCCGUGCGCGCUGCGUCAUCAUCCUGCGCCCGCGCGCCCGCGUUGCUGUGGCAACCGGAGGGACGCUACGCGCCGGGGAUGGCGGGAAGGGGGUGGGGCGCCCCCUGGCGGCGCGGAGGGAGAGACGGGGGCGCCUUUGGUGGAGAGGGGCGGGAUACUGGGCGGGGUUAUGGCCAGGCUCCGCCCAUAACGUGUGGCUCCGCCCUCCUCGCGUGCAGGAGUUCGGCUCCGCCCCUUCGGGGGUCCCGGAUGGCCCGAGGUCCUCCGUCCGCGGGGGUCCCGAAUUCACCAGGGAUCACACAUGUCCCUGGGGGUCCCACAAAUCCCCGAGGAUCCCAAAUUCACAGGGACCCCACAGCUCCCGGGGAUCCCAAAUUCCCCAGGGGUCCCACAUGUCCCCAGUGGCUCCCAAUUUCCCAGGGAUCCCACAUUUCCCCGGGGAUCCCAAAUUCCCCAUGGAUUCCCCAUCCCCGGGAACCCCACAUCUCUGGACACCCCUCAUUCCCAGGGAUCCCUCAUCGCCCCAUGGAUCCCCUAUCCACAAGGGUCCCUCAUCCCCCAGGGAACCCCCACCCCCCUGGAAUUCCCUUCCUCUGAGUAUCCCCCACUGGUCGGGAUCUCCCAUCUCCAGAUAUCUCCAAAGACCCCUCGACCGCCCCAAAAUCCCCCUUCUCUGAGCAUCCCCGACCUCCAGAGAUCCCUCCAAACCCUCGGGGAUCCCCCAUCCAGAAUCCCCCCGGUGUUCCCGGGAAACCCCACCAGGUCUCUGCCCGUGCACCGGGCCGGGAUGGGACCGAAGUGACACCGGGGUGACACCGGGGUGGCACCGAUGUUCCCCCCGGGCAGCAGCAGCACCGUCGGCCCGGCUCCACCUUAACCGGAGCGGCCGCUCCGCUCUGCCCGGGCGGCUCCGGCGGAGCUCGGGGGCGUUUAUCUCGCCCGGGAUCAGCCAAUAUUUGUGGCCACGUCAGGAGAACGAGCCCAUCCUCGCCCCGUCAGUCCAGUUCUACCCCCUGCUCCUCUCCCUGCUCCCGGCGCUGCCGCUGCCUCUCCCGUUCUGCUGCUCGGACGCUGCCGGGAGUCCCCCGCUGUCACCUCGAUGUCGCUCACCGUGGCUCUCCUUCUCCUGAGCCUCGCACGGAUGGCCGCUGCCAAGGGCGAGUGGUGCCCGGCCUGCGGGGUGGCCGCGCUGGCCCCCGGGGCUCAGCGGGACGCGCUCCUGGCUCUGGCCAAGCGGAGCAUCCUGGCCAAGCUCCGGUUACCGGGCAGGCCCAGCGUGCCGCAGCCGCCGUCCCGGGGCUCGCUGCUCACCGCGCUCCGCACGAUGCUGCGGGACGGGGCCGCCACCCCCGGGAUGCUCCGGGACGGGGCCGCCACCCCCGGGAUGCCCCGAGACGGCACCGCCACCCCCGGGAUGCCCCGGGACGGCCGCGGGACGGGGCUGCAGGAGUACGAGAUGCUGAGUUUCGCUGAGUCAGGGUCCUCCACUUCCCACAGCGUCCACCUGCAUUUCCGCUUCUCCCAGGAGGUGGCCAGAAGCAGUGACAUCCAGCAGGCCACCCUGUACCUGUUCUGGGCAUCCCCUGGCGGCGGGGCACAGCGUGUCACCGUCAGGCUCCUGCAGCCAGACCCAGCGGGACCAAACCUGACGGUGACCGGCGAGACGCGGCUGGAGGUGCAGAGACCCGGCUGGACCACGCUGGACGUCGGAGCAGCCGUGCAGAGCCUCUUCACCCAGGACACCCCACGGCUCACGGUGCAGCUGGAGGUGCCGGAGGGCUGGGGGUCCCCUCUGCCACCCCACCCCAGCGAUUCCCACUGGCCAUUUGUGGUGGCCCGAGCCCAGGCCAGGACCCCUCACCGCGUCCGCCGGCGCGGCGUCGAUUGCGGCGCGGACUCGAGGAUGUGCUGCCGCCAGGAAUUCUUUGUGGAUUUCAAGGAGAUCGGCUGGGAGGAUUGGAUCAUCCAGCCCGAGGGGUACCACAUGAAUUACUGCUCGGGGCUGUGCCCGCUGCACAUGGCCGGCAUUCCCGGCCUCGCCGCCUCCUUCCACACCGCCGUCCUCAACCGCAUCAAGGCGGCGAGCGCGGCGGCGGCCGUGGAUUCCUGCUGCGUUCCCACCCAGCGCCGGCCCCUCUCCCUGCUCUACUACGAUCGCGACAGCAACAUCGUCAAGACCGACAUCCCCGACAUGAUCGUGGACUCCUGCGGCUGCACCUGAGCGCUGCCGGAGAGGGUGGGAGGGCGGGAC
Messenger RNA from Haemorhous mexicanus (house finch), 2367 nucleotides. RefSeq names its product inhibin beta C chain-like. Lineage: Eukaryota; Metazoa; Chordata; Aves; Passeriformes; Fringillidae. The record is from RefSeq and is a predicted model, not a curated record. Gene Ontology annotation, cellular component: extracellular region. The transcript has 2 exons. Gene Ontology annotation, biological process: BMP signaling pathway; SMAD protein signal transduction. Bases 1216 to 2337 code for a protein of 373 amino acids. Gene Ontology annotation, molecular function: cytokine activity; hormone activity; growth factor activity.